Messenger RNA from Spodoptera frugiperda (fall armyworm), 2739 nucleotides. RefSeq names its product zwei Ig domain protein zig-8-like. Gene Ontology annotation, cellular component: neuron projection membrane. The record is from RefSeq and is a predicted model, not a curated record. Bases 265 to 1173 code for a protein of 302 amino acids. Gene Ontology annotation, biological process: synapse organization. Lineage: Eukaryota; Metazoa; Arthropoda; Insecta; Lepidoptera; Noctuidae. The transcript has 7 exons.
CGCCGCCCGCGUCCAGUCGCCGCGCGGCCUGCGUCGCGCCCGGUCGUGUCGCGCUGUGUCGGCGUGUGUGUAUGCGUGCGGUGCGUGCCAGUACCACCGUGUCCUAGUAGUGUUUACUUUAUAACAAUCGUCAGCUUCACUACCUACCGUUAAGCAACAGAACAAAAACGACAUUUUGACCCCUCUUGCUGAGACAGACUGCAGGCCGGGUCGCUAGCGGGCGCCGCGGCGACAUGUAGAGCGGCGCGGGCCCCAGCAGCGCGGAUGGCGCGCGCGUGCGUGGCGCUGCUGGCCGCGCUCGCCGCCGCCGCCGGCCCGACCACGCGCGCGCCCGACGCGCCCGCCGCGCCCGACCUGGAGCUGGCCGAGGUGGCGGAGGUGCCGGCGUGGCGCGAGCUGUGGUACGGCUCGCUGGAGGCGCUGCACCGCGAGCCCAGCAUCAACAACACGCAGGAGGACGUGCUGGUGCAGCUGGGCGCGGUCGCCUUCCUGCACUGUCCAGUGCGCAACCUCGGCGAGCGCGGCGUGUCGUGGGUGCGCCGCCGCGACUGGCACAUCAUCAGCUCCGGGAUGCUCAUGUAUACCAACGACGAACGCUUCCAGGUGCUGCACAGUGAGGGUUCCGACGACUGGAUCCUGCAGAUUAAAUACGUGCAGAAGAGAGACAACGGCACCUAUGAGUGCCAGGUGUCGACGGGCGGCGGCACGCUGUCGCGGCUGGUGCACCUGCACAUCGCGGUGCCGGAGGCCUUCAUCCUCGGCGCCGACGAGCACCACGUGGACGCCGGCUCCACCAUCAACUUGGUUUGCAUCAUUGAGAAGAGUCCGGUGCCGCCGCAGUACGUGUUCUGGUACCACAACGCGCGCAUGAUCAACUACGACGCGGCGCGCGGCGUCACCGUGCUCACGGAGCCGGGGCCCAAGACGCAGUCGGCGCUGGCCAUCCGCGCGGCGGGCCCGCAGCACUCCGGCAACUACACGUGCUGCGCCGCCAACACCGAGCCCGCACACAUCUUCGUCUACGUGUCGGAAGGCAGCGACACGAUGGCGGCCACGCUGAGCCGCAGCAAGGCGCGCGCGCCUCCGGCCGCGCCCCCGCCCGCCCGCGCCCCGCUGCUGCUGGCGCUCGCUGUACUCUCUGCUCACAGAUUCACUUGUGCUAGUUCUCCGUGAAGUACUGAGGAUGUGGAUCGUGGUUCAUCACUACUACUUCCGCUGAGUUUAAAUUAGAACAAUAUUAGACCCUCUUUCAUAUUUAUUGGAAGUAAGUGGCAGUCUCGGUAUUCCAAUAUCGGUGCGGUAUAUGUGAGGCUCAGCAGAGAGUUGUUCACGCAGCGUUAUGCGCCAAUGUUGUGUUGUCCUCGUGCAGGUACACGCGCUGUGUUUGUAUUGGCAAUUUGGCUACUUGAACGUUUUGUGAAAUAUCUUUUAAAUCACCUUAUAUUCUCAUAAAAUGGCGAUUCUGAGCUCGAUGUUACCGGUAUCGUGACGGCACGGCGCCGACCGAGUUGAGGACGGUGUAAAGCCUGCCGGUAGCCGGUACGGUCAAUCACACGGCGAAACACGACGCAAGCGUUGUUCCACGCUGCUUUUUUAAGGCCGUGUUAUUAUUUCGGCCAAGACGGCCCAUCAGUGAAACACGGUUCUUCCACAGUUAAAACUGAAAGUGAAAUGUACUGUACCUUUAACCCCUUGUCUGUUGGUAUAUAAGACACAAUAGAAAACACAUUGUGUCUCGCGUAGAUCUGCGUUCCGACAGACAACGGGUUAAGCUAUAAUAUUUUUCUCCAAGUAUGUCUACUUUUAUAAGUUGUAUUUAUACAUCGAUCAAAUAGCCAAAUCGAUGCACCACAGUUUGCUCACCGCGUGACAGACAAACUAUAUCUAGAAACGUUCGUGUGAUUGCCGGGCAGCGACUGCGGCGUGGCGCGUGAGGCGUGACAGUAAUGCAGUUCAUAGUGGCGGCUGGAUUCCCCCGCGCGACGGCGUCAAUGGUGCUGCCAUUAAAUGGCCGCCAGUAGUCCCCAGUAGUCUUGUACAUAUUUUAUUACUCCCUACAAUACCUUCUUGUAAAUAUCACAAGUUCAUGACGUUAUUCGAUAAAUAGCUUCGGUUCUAUAGCAAAUCUCGAAGUACUACUUCCACAAAUGACCAACAAGACUUGGCUCCGCAUCUGGGCUUCCGAGGCGCUGUGGCCGGUGGUCACAACCUUGCAUUCUCUUGAAUAACUUGUUUAUUGUAUAGGUACCCAAUAGUUUCUUCGUUGCGAUCGGUUCCUUGAAAUUACGAGAAUUUACCAAAGGAAAUUGCUCAACAAAAUAAACAUUUGAAUCGUUAGAAUUGGACCAACAUCUUUAAAUGAAAAGCUAAGGAAACGAUCUCCGUCAUGCCCCGUUUCAGUUCGAUUCGUACUUCCAGGGACACCCUGUGCAACACAAACUAAAUUCAAUAACAACUUUUGAAACAACAACAUAUACUGUAGUCCGCCAAUGCGUCAUGGAAGCUAGGUGUUUCUUCCUAUUUGUGGACUCGAAUGCAGAAGAACGAGCAACAAACUACAUCGUUACUUACAAUAACGUAAAUGGCAUGCGAGUGUCUGCACAAUGUACGAGCUUGCGUGGCCAAGUAGGUAAUAACCCAAGAAUUGGUAUAACAUUGUAAAUAUUGAAGAACACUUCGGUUCUUGACUUCCAUUAAAUAGUAACUAAGAAUUAAAAUAAAUUAAUUUUGAAAUAAAAA